Coregonus sp. 'balchen' is the source of this 1695-nucleotide messenger RNA. Lineage: Eukaryota; Metazoa; Chordata; Actinopteri; Salmoniformes; Salmonidae. The record is from the annotation of a GenBank genome assembly.
AUGGAGUCAUUCAGCUCUAAGGACAUGGCCAUGAAGGCCCAGAAGAAAAUCCUCAGCCACAUGGCCAGCAAAUCCAUGGUGCAGAUGUUAAUUGACGACACCAGCAGCGAAAUCCUAGACGAGUUCUACCGCAUCUCCAAGGAACACUCUGGAAACCGCACAGAGGCCCAGAAGGUGGUCAAGGACCUGGUAAAGGUGGUGGUAAAGGUGGGCGUUCUCUUUCGGCACAACCGCUUCAGUAAAGAGGAGCUCAGCCUGGCUCAGGACUUCAAGAAGAAGCUGCACCAGGGGGCCAUGACAGCAAUCAGCUUCCAGGAGGUAACUUUACAUCAGAAAGUUUUGAACUCUUCAAAGCCUUAUUUGAACUCUGCAUGAAGGCCCAACCUAAAGCAUGCAUGAUAGAACCUACUAACAUCUCCCUAAGUAAUUCAUUAUACCUACUAAAAUGUCAAACUAUCUGGACAGAAUCCUAAGGGGACUUUAAUAGGAAACAACAAUGCCCCACUUACAAUAGUCUCUAUCCUAAAGCCAAUACCAUAAACUGGCACCUUAAAUGGUGAUUACAGCUGUUAUAAUAACUGUGUUGUAAUUACUACUGUGCUGUCACUAAUAUCUUAUUCGCCCAUCCCUCUGGCCCAGGUGGAGUUCACAUUUGAUAAGGAUGUCAUGACGGCGCUUCUGACGGAUUGUAGGGACAUCCUGCUGAAGCUUGUGGAGAAACACCUGACACCCAAAUCCUUCGGGCGUAUUCGGCAUGUCUUCAACCACUACUCUGACCCAGACCUCCUGACCAACCUCUACACCCCCGGUGGCCCUCUCUGGCCCAGUCUCACAAAGAUCUGCAAUGGCCUAAACAAACUGGUUGAGGAAGGCAAGCUAUGAGUGGGAAUUCUGAACAGUGCUGGAAAAAUUAGAAACUGUGGCAAGCCUGUUAAAGAAUUCUGAAUUAAGUUUGCCCAGUGAAAAUACCAGGAUAUAUCAUCUUGGUAGCUUAAUGGGUACACUGACUCAGUGUCAGUUGAUGAUGUAGAUAUUGAUUUAUGUUGGGAUCUUUAUGAGGACAUGGAAUCAUCAUCCUUGCUUUACAACAUAAGCCAUCUGCAUUAGGGCUGGCCGAUAUAUUGUGUAUUUAUCAUUAUCACAAUAUGAAUGUGCAUGAUAUGCAUAGUCACAUUUCAGUAUCUCAGGAUAUUACCUCUACCUCUGCCUAAAUGCAUUUCAGUCGAAUGCUGUUGGAGCUAAGUAAAGUCCCUUCAAAUGUGACAUAUGAAAUUUAAAAAGCCUAAAAUCACCUAUGAAAUCCUCCAAAGAAAUUUCAAAAAAAUACAAACUACUUCUUUGUCAGGACUCCCUGCUUCCAGCACAAUAAGAAUGCAUCUGUGGUCUAAUUUCAAUUGAUUCGUCCUCCUGUUUUAAGAUAUUCCGGGGAAACUAAUGGACUUUAAUAGGACAACAGUCUGCCUGCCCAGUCACAGCAGUGGCUAACCUAAUUGAAGUACCAUUCAAAUUAAAAGUGGCUGUCUAGGACCAGCAGACAACAACCUCAAUUAGUGUCUGGGGCACAUCUAUGCAUGCAGCCUCAGUAUCUGCCGGAUCAUUGACUGUUUGUUCCGCUUGUUACAAAGAUUUUCUGAGGCCAGCUAAUGGCAUUUCAUUUCUGAUACAUGUCUGAAGUCCUGCUGUACAGUCCUUUGC